AGUUUCCUUCCUUCUGUGACACGUGGUUUAUAGCUGUUGACGUUUGGCGCGUUUUCACAUUUGUCAGAUCUCAGAUCUGUCAAACCUCAAAAGCUUGUUGAAUGGUUUAUUUUUUCUGCGUAAAUAAAAUUUUGUCUGUCAUUCUGGUCAUUCAGUGUCUCGAUAGCUGCAAGAGGACACCUAAAAUCCUAGAUCGAAGAGAGAUGAGGAAGAGAUACAUUGCGUCAUAGUUUACGCGAUAACAAACUCGUUCAAUCCGAUAACGUAACGCGAUAACAUCGCGUUAAAUAAGGCAAAAUGUCAAAGAUACGCCGGCUCUCGAUUCGCGGCAUUCGUAAUUUCGGCGAUGACAGUGAAGACGCGUUGUUACGUUUCUCCUGUCCGUUGACGCUUAUUUUGGGACCGAAUGGCACAGGAAAAACAACGAUCAUAGAAGCGUUGAAAUAUGCCACGACCGGCGAAUUUCCACCAAACUCUGAGAAAGGAAGGUCCUUCAUACAUGAUCCCAUGCUGGCGACAACCGGCUCGGUAAGAGGUGUUGUCAAAGCUGAGAUAAUUGAUUCCACGGGUAAUACUUAUAUAGUAUCCAGAACAAUUGAGUCAUUGAAGGCAAUAAAAAAAUUUAAGACUCUUGACAGUACUGUAACAAGAGUAAGCAAGGAUAAAAAAGAGAAAGCAUCUAUAACCAAUCGAUGUGCUGAUGUGGAUGCGGAGCUCAGUGUAGCAUUAGGUGUUUCAAAGUCGAUUCUGAAUUAUGUUAUAUUUUGUCAUCAAGAUGAGCUUAACUGGCCAUUUGACCAACAAGGAAAAAAUUUGAAGGAGAGAUUUGAUGAAAUAUUUGAUAGUGCUAAAUUUAAUAAAGCUUUAGAAACUAUUGCAAAACUUUACAAAGAGUUACAAGGGGAUAUUCGAGGUCUGAAUGCAGAGAAACAGACUUUCAAAGUACUUGUAUCUGAAGUAGAAGAUAAAGAGAUUAAACUCGAGGAGCACAAGAAGAGAUUGGAUACCACAAAAGAAAAAAUAAAUGAUAUUGAUAAACAGCUUGUACCUAUAAAACAGAAGAUUGAAGAAGUGCAACAAUCUCAUACCGAAUACAAAAAUAUUCAAAUUGAAGAAGAGAAAAAGAAAAUGGAAUAUAAUAUGUAUAAGGAACGGUAUCAAAAACUGAAAGAAACAAUAAAAAAUAUCUUUGAAGGAACAACAGAGGAAUUAAACGGUCUCAUAGAAUCAUAUGAUACUAUAUUGAAAGAAAAAAACAAUGAAAUAACAGAGAGUGAAACUGAAAUUAAAAGUAUUUCUGAGAAAGGAACUAGGAUCUCAAAUAUCUUGGCAACACGAAGAGAAACUGUAGGUACAUUUAAACAACAAGUGAAAGAUCAUGAGAAAAGAAUAAUUCGUCGUAAUCGAUUAUUAAAUGAUGCAUUGCAAGCAUGGGAUUUUGAUACAGUGGAACAAGAUGUAUCUGAAAUAGAGGUGAAGGCUCUUACAAAAAGAUUGGAACAGAAGAUCCGAGCAUUGGAACAAGAAGUAGAAGAAAAUAGACAGAGCAUGCAAAAAGAGAGUGAAUUACAAAAAGAAGUUGAUAUGUUACGUAGCAAUUAUUCAAAGAUAGAAUCAGGAAAGAUUCUCAAAGAGAAGGAAGUUACAGAGAUAAGAGUUGAAAUUACCACCAUACGGAACCAAAUAGCACAGAUUGGUGCAGCAGGAAAUAAAUUAAAGUCCAUAGAACAAAAACUUCAAACAGCAAAACAUAAAAUUGAUGAGCUUAACAAUGCAUUAGAUGUUAAUUCUCUGAAAACUGAUAUUGCAAACAAAGUAAAAUCCAGAGAUAAGAUUGAAACAAGUUUAAGCGUGGUUGAUGAUGAAAUUUCUUCUUUACAUAAGUUAAGCUCAUUAAAAACAGAAUUUGAUUUGAAAAAAUCGGCAUUACAAGCCAAAGAAGAAGAAAUGGAAAAUUUGAAGAAAAAACAUGGAAAUAGCAUCAAAGUAUUGUUAAAUAUUCAAGAAUUACAACAGACAAAAUUGAAAAAUACUCUAGACCGUGUACACCAGCAAUUGGAAAAAGAAACAAAUUCUUUGACGCGAGAGAUUCAAACACAAGAACGCAAAACUACCGCUUUUCAAACGUCAUUACAACACAUAGAGUUAGAAUUUGAGAAAAAGAAAAUAGAGUUACAUCGUGAUAAAGAGAAAAUUUCUACAGUGUGCGAUUACAAAGAAUUUGAUGAGACUUUGUUAAUGCAAUCAAAAAUAGUAAAGGAGCUUCAAGAUAAGCGAGGAGUUUAUGCUUAUCAAGCCACAGCCUACAAAGAAUAUAUUACAAAACUAUCUGUAAAAGAUCCUUGUUGCCCUUUGUGUCACAGAAAUUUUCAGGAACAAAACAAAGUGGCAGAUUUAAUAAAAGAAAUGGAAACUGAUAUCAUUCGUAAUCAACCUAAUAAUUUAAAAAAGUGUGAAGGGGAACUAAAGUUGCAACAAGAAAAAUAUGAUAAUAUGUUGCAAUUAAAACCCAUUGUUGAAAAAGUUAUUCAAUGUGAAGAGAAUGAGCUGAAAAAAUUAGAAGAAAGAUUGCAGAAAGCCAAGAAUAGUGCAAAGCUGUCCAAAAUAGCUGUUAAAAAUCUUGAAGAGUCAAAAGCAGAACCUGAAAAGAAAUUAUUACUGUAUAAAGAUAUAAUCAGUGAUAUCAAAUUUUGGGAUCGAUGCAUAGAUGAAAUACAGCAAUUAAAAAAAACUGUUAAUAAUUUGGAAACUCAAAUGGCCAAUGCUGGAGUCCAAACCGAAAAAACUAUAGAAGAGCUGCAGGCGCAGCGAGAAUCCUUGAAAACAUCUUUCAAAGAAACUCGUAACCAUCUUGAAGCAUUACAACUCAAACUGAAUAAGCAUAAUGAGAGGCUGCAUGAGGCUAGAGAGACAUAUAACGAAUUACAUGAGGAACAAUUAAAAAUUCAGUUGGAUAUGCAGAAAUUGAAACAUUUAAAGGAUAAACAGGAUGAUUUGUACACCCGAGAAGUCACUGUAGGAGAAACGGUGGAGAAACUGCGUGAAGAUUUGGCAGAUGCUGAAAAUCAAUUGGAGUCUGGAACUCAGAAACUGGAAAAGCUUAAGCUGGAAAACUGGCAAAAACAAGAAGAUGAUAGAAAAUCGAUGAUGGAAGGUACUAGACGCCUGUCCGAUUUACAUAAGAUAAUAGAUGAAGUCGAUUCGUUUAUAAACAGCAACGUACCUGAGAGACUCGCGAAUUACGAGCGUGACAUAGAAAGUUAUCAGAAUUCGCUAACAGAACUUAUGAACAAGAAAAAAGAUGUAGAGCAAACGAUAAAUAAGUUGAAGGAGGAUGUUGCCUCUCAAGAAAUUGGAAAGAGAGAAUUACAUGACAAUAAUGUACGUAAUAUUAUGGAUACAAUAGAGCUUUUGAAGGGACAAUACAAGAAAUUAAACGAAAAAUUGAAAAGUAUGAAUUAUAACGAGUUAUCAAAGAAAUGGGAGCAGUUGGAAAAUGAAAAACAAGUAUUACUUCGUCAAAAAAACGUAACGCUGGGAAAUCAAGAAGAAUUAGAAAGAGUCAUCAAACAGUACAUGCAAGAAUUACGAAGAGAGGAAUAUCGAUUAGCUCGUCGAAAUUAUACUACCAAGUGCAUUGAAUUAACAGUUCAGGAAGAGACCAUAGCAAAUUUGAAAGCUUACAGUAAAGUAUUGGAUACCGCCAUGAUCGAGUAUCAUGAGGAGCGCAUGUCGACAGUCAAUAGAAUAAUGAAAAAGCUGUGGAAACAUGUUUACAAGGGUACAGAUACUAGUUGCAUAGAGAUUUGUACAGAACCUACAGAUGGUGUGGGUAGCAGUAGAAGAAGCUACAAUUACAAACUGAUUCAAACUAAACACGGUUGUAAGAUGGAUAUGAAAGGACGUUGUAGUGCUGGACAGAAAGUAUUGGCAUCGAUAAUUAUAAGACUCGCUUUAGCAGAAACAUUCUGCAAGGACUGCGGCAUUCUUGCAUUAGAUGAACCAACGACAAAUCUGGAUGAAGAAAAUGCGAACAGUUUAGCAGAUACGUUAACUAAAGUUGUCGAGCUACGAUCGAGAUAUCAGAAAAAUUUCCAACUGAUUAUUAUCAGUCACGAUGAAAAGUUCUUACAGAAACUGGCGGAUUUGAAUAAUCACAAAAAAUUCCAUGAGCUUUAUCGUAAACAGAAUGGAAUGACUGCAGUGAAAAUCUCUGACUUCAACGAGCCUACGAGUUCUCUGGUACACAUAAAAAGCGAGGACGAAUCCGACGAGGAAGAAAGCCGUCCUAAUCAGUUCCGGGAAACAACAAGUGGCUUAUCUACAAAUACUUCAAGUAAAAAGAGAUACAAUUGGGAUGAUUUCAAUGAGCAAGAUAGGCCGCCGAUUAAGAAGAAAUACCGUUUCGAGUAAACCUUCUAAAAUAAGCUAAACUUCACAUCAUUUAUAUAAUUUAUAUAUGCCUUAUAUUUUUUCUAAUAUAUAAUAUGCAUUGUUUUACUUUGUUACAAGAUUUCUGUAAUUGCUUAAGUAUGGAUAAUAUUCAGUGUUAGUGUGUAAACUAAUGUUCUUAGUUUUUUUUGGUUUUUUUUAAAGAAAAGUUAUUCAGGUAAAAAUUAUAUCUCAGGGAUAACUAAACGCGAAGAUUAUUUUGUAUUUAGUAUAAGAGCGAUAAGAAUAGAGUUAAUUAUUAAUAAAUUUAUUUUCAAACUUAUAA
Messenger RNA from Nylanderia fulva, 4717 nucleotides. It is a transcript of the gene rad50, whose product is annotated as DNA repair protein rad50. Gene Ontology annotation, molecular function: double-stranded telomeric DNA binding; single-stranded telomeric DNA binding; ATP hydrolysis activity. Gene Ontology annotation, cellular component: Mre11 complex; condensed nuclear chromosome; nucleus. NCBI's taxonomy places the organism in Eukaryota, Metazoa, Arthropoda, Insecta, Hymenoptera, Formicidae. The record is from RefSeq and is a predicted model, not a curated record. Gene Ontology annotation, biological process: chromosome organization involved in meiotic cell cycle; telomere maintenance via recombination; telomere maintenance via telomerase.